GGGUGUAGGCCCGACCUCCUCGCCAUGAGUAGCAGGCGCAGAGCCAAUGGGGCGCUUCGGCCCUUCCCCUUCCCCCCAGGCGGAGCCGCGCUGGUUCUGGAAGGUUCCGGGAAACCGGGGCCGGGAUGUCUGGGGUGCUGAGCGCCACGCUGAGCGGCCUCAACAGCGACUCCUACUGCGAGAUCAGCCAGUACCGGGACCAGCACUUCCGGGGUAGCCGGUACCUACAGGAGAAGGCCCUGAAGUUCUCAUCCACACUGUAUGUGGGCAACCUGUCCUUUUACACCACUGAGGAGCAGAUCCAGGAGCUCUUCUCCAAAUGCGGAGAUGUCAAGAGGAUUGUCAUGGGGCUAGACAAGGUCAAGAAAACCCCUUGUGGCUUCUGCUUUGUGGAAUAUUACACAAGAGCAGAUGCUGAGCAUGCAAUGCGGUUUAUCAAUGGCACCCGGCUGGAUGACCGGAUCAUCAGGACUGACUGGGAUGCAGGGUUUAAGGAGGGACGACAAUUUGGGAGAGGAAAGACUGGAGGACAGGUGCGAGAUGAGUAUCGGACAGACUAUGAUGUGGGAAGAGGUGGCUUUGGCAAAAUCAUUCAGAUGCAGAAAACCAACCACCAGACUAUAAUCUACUAAUUGCCUAAUCUGUCCUAGCACAUAGAGGGGCUGUGUCCCUCCGCAGCUAGUCCUGUCCUGGCCCUUUGGAUGGGGAUGUGGAGUGGAAGCCAAGUUUCAGCAAAAGGCAAUCCCCCUUAGACUGGCUGUUUAACAUUUGUUCAUUCCUUAUAUCUUCUGGGCUGGAAUGGCUGUUCUGUCCUGAUACAGGGCAGCAGGAAAAUAGAGCAGCCAACUCUGCAGGAUUUCUCACUAAGAGUAAGUGCAGCAUGUCACGCUCAGACUUCUGCCUCCAGUUGUCAUUACAGCUGAAGUUGCUCUAGAGCACAGAUUUCUGAGAAAUACAACAGCCGUCAAAGCCUCCUGGCUGCUUGUGCAGCUUUGCGGUAGGGGCAGGAGUUUAAAAUAUAUCAUUUACAAUCUUGUCUGCUGCUCUAAAGCAUUGUUGCUGGUAUAAAUUUGAGAAGCAAAGCAAGAUCUUACUGGUCACUUGCAAGUGCUUCUCUGCACUCCUGGCCCUUAGCUCAGUCAGUCCUGCAGUGUCUUAGUCCUUGCUGUGGUGUUACCUGGCUGUUGCAGAGCCUCACUAUUACACCAUGGUUUUGUUUGUGUCUUUGGGUUUUUUAAAUAAACAUUGAAUCCUGUA
This is a messenger RNA of Dermochelys coriacea (leatherback sea turtle), 1257 nucleotides long. Its product is annotated as nuclear cap-binding protein subunit 2. Gene Ontology annotation, biological process: mRNA cis splicing, via spliceosome. Gene Ontology annotation, molecular function: RNA cap binding. NCBI's taxonomy places the organism in Eukaryota, Metazoa, Chordata, Testudines, Dermochelyidae. The record is from RefSeq and is a predicted model, not a curated record. Gene Ontology annotation, cellular component: nuclear cap binding complex. The transcript is spliced from 4 exons. Bases 126 to 632 code for a protein of 168 amino acids.